AUGCAAAGAGAAGAGUUUGAAGAAGACAUAAGGCAUCUCAAACGCUUUUCAGAAACAGCAAGGGGAAGUCCCAUCACCAGCUUAACUCCAUUCCUCGACGAAGAAGGAGCAUUAAGAGUCGGUGGACGUCUAGAAGCAGCAUCCUUAUCAUAUGAAGCCAAACACCCAUUGCUUCUUCCUUAUUCUCACCCUUUUACAAAGAUGAUUAUGGUAAUGUACCACAAGGAGAACCUUCACUGUGGCCCUCAAGCACUUCUAGCCUCAAUGAAACAAAAAUUUUGCCCCAUAAAGGGAAAAACAAUAGCAAGAUCAGUUGUGCAGCAGUGUAUUAGAUGCACAAGAGCUAAGCCGAAACUACUAACACAAAUGAUGGGAAACCUCCCAUCUCAUAGAGUUCAGCCCACACGCCCAUUCCUUAAUGCAGGUGUCGAUUUCUGUGGACCAAUUAAAACCCAUUUCAAGGUGAGGGGGAAACACCCGCAAAAAACUUACAUUGCGGUAUUCUGCUGCUUUUCAACAAAGGCUGUCGAUUUAGAACUUGUGACAGACCUGUCUACAAACGACUUCAUUGCAGCUAUGAAGCGAUUUAUUGGGAGACGAGGCAGCUGUCAGCAUUUAUACUGUGACAAUGCAACAAACUUCGUUGGCGCUAACAAUCAAUUACAAGAAAUGAUUGAACACAUACAUACACAACCGUCUGAAGAAAAAAUCCAAAACACCUUUUCCGCAAGGGGAAUAGAAUUUCACUUUAUUCCCCCGAGAGCACCUCAUUUUGGAGGAUUAUGGGAAGCGGCUGUGAAGUCAGCAAAGCACUUACUGUAUCGUUGCCUUGGUGGAACCUCAUUGACAUAUGAGGGACUAGAAACAACCAUCAUUGAAAUCGAUGCAGUAAUGAAUUCCAGACCGAUCACUGCCAUGUCAGACAAUCCCAAUGAUUUGAUGGCUCUCACUCCAGGUCAUUUCAUUAUAGGGGAACCAUUGACCAAUCCAAUUGAUCCAGUUGCAAACACACUGGAGGUUAAUCCCUCAAAACAAUUUAAGGUGAUAUCAAAUAUUCAAAAGGUAUUUUGGAAAAGAUGGCAUGUUGAAUAUCUCAAUGAGCUUCAACAAAGGCACAAAUGGCAGCGCAAACAUGAAAACUUGCGUCCUGGAACAUUGGUCAUCAUCAAAGAAGACAAUUGCCCUGUCAUGAAAUGGCCAUUAGGAAGUCAUGCAAACCUUUCCUGGGGCAGAUGGCGUGGUAAGAGUAGCUGA
Messenger RNA from Episyrphus balteatus (marmalade hoverfly), 1254 nucleotides. RefSeq lists its product as uncharacterized. Gene Ontology annotation, biological process: DNA integration. The transcript has a single exon. Bases 1 to 1254 code for a protein of 417 amino acids. The record is from RefSeq and is a predicted model, not a curated record. Gene Ontology annotation, molecular function: nucleic acid binding. Lineage: Eukaryota; Metazoa; Arthropoda; Insecta; Diptera; Syrphidae.